AAGGGUUUCCAUUUUACUGUUAAGACAUUUCUCACAUGUUUUGGUUUAAUCAGAUAAAAGUCUUUUUUACACAACAUUUCUUGUUAUUACUGGUUUUAUAUCUCAUCUGAGUUAGAAAGUUUCUUGUUUUAAGAUACCCUUCCUGUUUUUCUUUCCUAACUCUGGCAGUUAAAUGCUUCUAUACCGUUUACUUAUAAAGUAAGUUCUAUACCACUGGGUUUUAUUUGAGCGUAUUAGUAUAAAUGACCUCAAUGCACAUAACACUGUUUGUGUAAAUAAAAAACAAAAAACACGAAUCCCAUAAAAUACAAUGACAUUUGUGGUUUUAAUGGAACAAAAUCCACUGUGAAUAACGGUUCACAAUGUUUAAAAUAGAGUGGAAACGAUUAUUUGAAGAAAACUAUCAAGUCUCAAUGAAAGUUAUCAAGUUUCUUUAAGCUGACAUAUUUCAGUUAGGGAACUCAAUUUUGGGAACAAAAACAAUGGAAAGCGUCUUUAAAAAAAUUAAACUCUCACUAGAUCCAUGAGUUUUAUCAUUACAAAAAAAAGAACAGAAAAAAAAUCAAAACAAAAUUCAAAAACACAGCUGGAUGUAUUUAGGAUGGAAUGAGGUCAGUAUUAUCUGGCACCGAGGGAGAUUGGAAAAUAGGAGAAGACGAAAGAAAUUUAAUUAUCUUUAACUGUUCUGUCUCCACAUAGUUUACUUUUAAAGCACAUAAAGCACAUGAUCUCGUGAAACAAAAAGACUUUGAAAGGUUGUGAAAAAUAAUGCUACACAAUAACGCCCUCAAGUGGCGAACUGCAGUAUUACCUAAAAAAAGAGUUAAGUUUCGGUUUCCAAUCAGCAGAAACGACACCGAGCAUUUCCUUCUCCUCUUGGACCGAGCGGCUCCUCGACCACAGCUGCAUUCGCCGCUUGCCUUCAGGGCGGAAGCGCUCCUGUAGGAGCUAUGGAGGCCGAAAUAUUAAAGUUCAUCUGCGCUAAUCAAGGAGCAGUUGAUGCUGAAGAGUUGAUGUUCAACCUUUUCCCAGGGGAGUCCACGACUGAGGUGAUUUCCAACCAAAGCAAGUUUGCCUUGUGUUCCAGCAAUAGGAAGCAGAGAGUGGUGGCCAGGACCAGCCUGAGACUGUGCAGGAAGAAAGACUGCCCGGGGACGUGCGGGGGUCUACAUCUGUGUAGAAACUUCCUCUUCUCCGGCUCCUGUCACUUCCUACAGAGAAGAGGCUGCAGUUUCACCCACGUUCUGAACUCUGACUACAACCAAAGGCUGCUGGAAGAACAUGAGCUGGAGGGCCUGAGCAGGGCGGAGCUGUGUACGCUGCUGCUGCAGAGCGACAACACCAUACUGCCUGCUAUAUGCUUUGAUUACAAUAACGGUGAUGGAGAAUUUGGCCGGUGUACGAGCGGUUUAGCUUGUGAAAGACUCCACAUCUGCCUGAAGUCCCUGACCCAAAGCUGCAGCUGCUCCAGAGCCCACGACUUUACAGCUUUUCAGCCGAAGAAGGUCUUGCAUGAUAAGAUGGUGCCAGAUGACAUGCUUCGCUCGUUGAGGUCCGUUUACGUGAAUCGAGAAGCAUUGAGGUACUUUAACAGAGGCGAAGCUCGUAUGGGUCACAGGGGUAACGGCAGCUCCAACCAUGGGCUGAAUUCAAGUCGCAGGCCGGGCUAUAGAGGGAGAGGCGGCAAUAGAGGCAACCGGGGGCCCAGAGGUAGAGGUAUGAGGGGCAGCAGGGGCAAUAGAGGAAACUCCAGACAGCAAGAAAUAGACACCCGUAGUGACCUUGUGGAGGACCUUGAUUGGUGGGCUAUUGUCACUGGAGACAAACUUUCUGAAACCAAGAGUGAGCAAGGAGAUUUCAGGUCAUCCAGCAGUGACGUCUCUGCUGCUGGCUACGACUUCGAUUCAAGAAGUGACUGUGGUUUCAAUACAGAGCAGAAGCACUGGAGCCGAGGGAGAGGGAGAGCUGCCUACAGGGGAUACAGAGGAGCCAGGGAUCCGAGGGGAGGCAGAGGGGGCAGAGGGGGCAGCGGAAACGGCGGUAACAACCUCGCGCAGCUACGAAGCACUUCCUUCAGUGACAUCUGGGGUGAGUUCAGUGGCUUGAACCUGGACACCCGAAGCAAGAGUCCCCUGCCAAGUUUAAGUUCGUCAAACAGUGACGUCUCUGCCGCCGCCGCCGACUCCGAGGCGAGCAGCAAUAGGAGGAAAAAGCGUAGUCGAAGUCGCAAUCGGACUUCAGCGAAUAAAGGGAGAGGCGGCAACCAACCAGGGAUCCGAAGAGCGUCCGCCGUCGAUGAAAUGAUUGGUGCGGCUGGUGGCCAAGAGGAAAAUGGAGCAGGUGACCAGAAAGGCAGACAAAAAAACAAACCUGUCAAAGAUAAAACCGAGAUAUGCAUGUACUUCAUUAAAGGCUACUGCAAGCAUGAUGACAAAUGUUUUAAAGCUCACGACAAGAUGCCGUACAGAUGGCAGGUCCAGGACGGAGGCCAGUGGAAGGCCUUGCCUGACAACGAGACAAUUGAAAAGGAAUACUGUGAUCCCAGCAACACGUACAGCAGCGGCAGUCCGCCUGUUCAUUUUGACACCAUGACUCGUGGAGGGAACAAAGUGCGACGGCUCACUACGGUGAACUCUCUGGUUGAGCCGACCUUCAUUCACACCACGGAGUGGCUCUGGUACUGGCAGGACGAGUUUGGAAAGUGGAACCUGUACGGUCCGGAUAGCGCCGGAAGGAAAUCGUCAGACAUCAGAAGUGAAACUCUGGAGCAGAAGUUUCUGGACAAUGAGAGCGAAGUGGAGUUCUCUGCUGGCUCCCAGUCUUAUUCUCUUAGUUUCCAGGACAUGAUUCAAACUAAUAAGCAUUACGGUACUAAGAGGCUUGUGAGCAGACGUCCUCUGUUCGUCUCUGCCGCUGAUGUCCGAACCAAGAAAGCGAGAAAGCCUGCAGCAAAUUCUUCUCCUGUGCCAGACCACUGGGACAAGACGCAGAUCCCUCCAACUGGAUUCUUGAGAGUUGCCGUCCCGCGCACUUCGGAUGAAUUUCAAAAGAUCGAAGCACUUUUUCGAACAACCUUGAGAGGCUUCGAUAUUAUGAAGAUAGAGAGGAUUCAGAACAAGGCGCUUUGGGAAGUCUUUCAGUGGCAAAAGACUCAGAUGAAGAACAACAACAGUGGACGUGAGGUGGAAGAAAAGCAACUUUUUCAUGGGACUGACUCGAAACACAUCGACGCCAUUUGUCUCAACAACUUUGACUGGAGGAUCUGUGGAGUUAAUGGAACAGCUUAUGGCAAAGGAAGCUACUUUGCUCGGGACGCCAAAUACUCCCACAGCUACACUGGUGACUCUGAUGUCAAAACCAUGUUUGUGUCUCGUGUCCUGGUGGGGAGCUACACAAAAGGGGACUCCAGCUACGUCCGACCUCCUUCCAAAGACGGUGGAGACAUAAACUUCUACGACAGCUGUGUCAACGACAUCGCAAAUCCUUCCAUUUUUGUUGUCUUUGAGAAGCACCAGAUCUAUCCUGAGUACCUGCUGACGUACAAGACCACACAGCCACUGGUUGACAGAUAUAGUAGUGUAUCAACACAGCAACUAAAACCAGUGAUUGCUCCUAAGCCAGUGCAUCCAGCAAGUAUGGCAUUGAAACAAACCAACUCUUCAUCACAUCAAUCCAGUGCGGCAUCGUAUGCAACCAGUUCAUCAUUGUAUCCACCCACUACGGCGUCAAAUCAAACCAUCUCUUCAUUGUAUCAACCCGGUGUGGUGUCAAAACAAACCAGUUCACCAUCACAUCAACCCACUACGGCGUUGAAUCAAACCAUCUCUUCAUCACGUCAAUCCAGUGCGGCAUCGUAUGCAACCAGUUCAUCAUUGUAUCCACCCACUACGGCGUCAAAUCAAACCAUCUCUUCAUUGUAUCAACCCGGGACGGUGUCAAAACAAACCAGUUCACCAUCACAUCAACCCACUACUGCGUCGAAUCAAACCAUCUCUUCAUCACGUCAAUCCAGUGUGCCAUCAUAUCUAACCGGUUCAUCAUUGUAUCCACCCACUACGGCGUCAAAUCAAACCAUCUCUUCAUUGUAUCAACCCGGGGCAACGUCGUAUCCAACCCGUUCAUCAUCGUAUCAACCCAGUACAACCUCUUCACUGUACCAAACCAGACAUGAUUCCCAACGCACCUUGUCUUCCUCAUCGUCCCCCUCAAAGCCGACCAAAAAAAAUGAUUCCUGUGUCAUAGCCUAAGCACAGCUUUGAAAUGGAAAGAGGUCUUAAUGGAUAAGGGAGUUCAGUGAGUUUGUUUUUUUAAAAACAUUAGUCAAAAUAUGUUGGAAGGGAUAAUGAGCUUAAGAAAAUUUCACCCAUAUGUAGGAAAUACUCCAAAUACAGAAGGAUAAAUAGAAGUACAUGCAAAGGCACAAUUUACAGUUUUAAUGGAAAUAUUUGAAAUGUUUUCAUUUUAAAUGACCUGGUGCAGUGAUUUUUCAUUUAGUGCUUUAGUUUCCAUUGACAGGCCAACUCAGAGAAACAGAAUAGUUUUCUUUAGGCGGUUGGUCGUAUUUAAAUGAUACUCUGUUGGCUGACGCUCAAAGCCAGAGAAGGCUAAACUGCCGGUCUUUCAUUGUGACAUACACUUUGUAUGUGAAGGGAAUCCAUCCAUCAGUUCCACAGAAACACAAUUGUCACCACUGCUGUUUGCAUCCCAAAUCCAGUCUGCUUUCUAAGGCUAAACAGUGAAUUCAAGAAUGAUACAGCGAUGGAAUCUUAUCCAGCCAACUCAGAAACUGUUUGAGGUUUUUGAAAAGAUGCUCAUAAAGACAUCUUUUUUUUUAACAAGUUUUUAUCAAGACAAAAACAUUACAAAUAGGCUACAUUAUCUAUACCGAAGCUAUAGCUGGCGCUGUAAUGCUGCUACAAUAAAACAAGCGUAACAGUAAGGCGACAUGGAGCAGGCGCAUAAAGCUUGUGCCAUGGUGCUAUUACAAUCGAUUUGAAAACAUUUAGUUUUGAAUUGCUACGUGAUAAACACAAGAGUGGCAUUUCACAAUGUUUUUCAUUCUGAUACAUGUUUCCAGCUGCUAAUAGUCCAUUCCUUUGUGGACAAAAAGCUGAAACCAUAAGAACAAAAGUUCAGCAUUCUCGAAGCUCGUUCCCGCGUGAACGACAAGCAACGACAAUUUAUCUUUGAGAAAAUGGACUCUUACUACUUUAAUGUGAGAGCGCCUAAUGAAUCAGAUCAGACAAGUCCAGAAUUCUUGCACUGAUUUGACUGAGACACACCACGAACUACAAGGUGGUUUCUAACCGCCCUAACUUAACACGUUUAAUAACAAACGUCAUGUAUUCUGGGAUCAGGAAGCCGUAUCGCAUUAACAAUAUCGAUGGUUGGCGUGUGCGAAAAGACCAUGGAAGUAAAAACUGUAAUAUUGAUAAAUACCACAUUUCCAUUAAUAAGCAGUAGCUGUCAUCACGAUAAUUUGGCACGAUGACUUUAAAAUGAAGGGAGAGAAUCGCUCAAGUGUUUGUGCCAAUGUUAUGUUGCUUUAACACUACUCAUUUUUGACGCUUUUAGAUGCGAUGAAACUGCAAAACAAAACAAAAAUGUAAACUUUAAAGUAAUUUCCUAGAGCUGCAGUUUCUCUACAUGUUGAACAAUACAUUUCGUCAGAUGUUGGUUAGGUUAUUGAAAUGAGACCGAGCUCCGAAAAAGGGAUCAGUGUGCUCGCCAGCGCCUCCACUUUAUUGCGCUGACCCCAAGUAAAAGUGGUUUGUUACAGCAUCUGUUUUUAUUCCAAACUUAUUUAGCUUAUUUAGCUGUGAAGUUUUUAUUGGCUCUCUAAAUCUUCUAAUUGUUGUUGGUGUAAUUAUUUUAUAUUCAUUGUUAAAUUGCCAGCAUUGUUUUUCGAAUUCUAUGAAAAGUACAAUAAAGGUUAAGCCAAAGUUGCCUUUCCUUAGCCAGUAAAUUCACCUGUUCCUCUUAAAAAUCAAAAUGGUAAUUACGUGAUUGUGCCUUAUCAAAAUAAAAGUUCUUUUCUAUUAUGAGCUGCUUGCUUCUGAGUUUCUAUCUUCACCAGCAAACUUGAAGAUGAGAGGAACCAGAACUGGUGGGUGAAUGUACGGGUAUGAACACCUCUGGAGUGUUUUCACAUCGUAACAAACUUCUGUGUAUUUUAUUUGGGUUUUUGAUGCGACAAGACCAACACAAGGUAGCCAUUAGUUUUGAAGUUGGAGGAAAAGCUCUAUAUUCUUAAGAUGAGUAUCAGUAUUAGGUCAGUGUGGAAAUGACUGUCUAUUUGGAAAAGACAAUCACGAACUUGACGAGCUGGUCUCGUCAAAUCUUGAUGACUAUCAAUGUUUUUUACAAAGACGACUUCUUGGUUGCAAUUCUACGACUACUAAUAUUGCAUCUUUACUUUGCUAAAAUUAUGACUAUUCUUGUCAUUAAAAAAUCUCUUAAUCUGGCCUUAAUGUUAGGCAUUCAUGACAAGCAACAUCUAAAAUGAAUAUGCCUCAAAGAGAAAAACUAAAAUCAACGAUUAUUAGUUCCUCGGCAAAACAAAAAAAAUUCUGUGGAAUUCAAUGUUUGGGCACAAAAACAAUGAAAAGUUCCUUUUAAAAACAUUUCUCACAACGUCUGAGUUUUCUAACCCGAUAAGAGGGAGGGAGUUAUUAAAUACAUUACUUUAUUCUUUUUAGCUUAAAGAAGUAUGAAACAACGUGAGACUCUGUGAUUGGACAAUUUCCACCUUAUAUUUUUUGCUAUCACUAUAUUGUUUCCACAUCAUUUUCUUUGGAAGCACAGGAUCGCCUUCUCGAGACCUUGGACCCCUGUAAAAAAAAAAA
This is a messenger RNA of Gambusia affinis (western mosquitofish), 6845 nucleotides long. RefSeq lists its product as uncharacterized. NCBI's taxonomy places the organism in Eukaryota, Metazoa, Chordata, Actinopteri, Cyprinodontiformes, Poeciliidae. The transcript is spliced from 12 exons. Gene Ontology annotation, molecular function: metal ion binding; NAD+ poly-ADP-ribosyltransferase activity. The coding region runs from base 951 to 4247 and encodes 1098 amino acids. The record is from RefSeq and is a predicted model, not a curated record.